AUGCAGGUUGAAGAGCAAUUUAAAGAGGAUACAAGCGGCAUUGCACAUAGUCCCUAUUAUGGUUGUACUGUACGAGUUGUAUCGAAAGCUCGUAUUUCCUAUGAAGGUGUACUAGAUGGUAUUAGUGCCAAUAAAGAUCGUAUCUAUCUUAAAAAUGUUCGUGUCAACGCAAACAUCACAGCAUCUCCAAAUCGAAAUAGUGUUUUGAAUGAUCUCAAUAAAAGCAGUGCAAGUGAUACAUUGAAUGCUGUUAUGAUUGAUCAUUUAACAAAUGAUAUACAUAUAUAUGAGCAGGUGUGUUUAAAUGUACGUGAUAUUCAAGAAUUAAGAUUGAUAGAACUUCCUUCAACGUUUAAUGAAUCAAAAGUAAAAUUACGAGCUAUUGAUCCAUGUCUUGUUGACAUUCGCUUAUCAUCAUCGGAUGAAUAUGAAACAAAAUCUAAUACUUCAAGUAAUGAUUAUCCACUGCGUGCACCUAUAGGACGUCAAACUCGUGGUGAAUCAUUCGGUAGCAAUGGGGAUAGUGCAAUAAUAUCAUCAAGUUCAAAUGAAUCGUCAUCUUCGUUUUGCAUCCGUUCAGUUGACAGACUUGCUGAUGAAAGCAACGAUGAAUCCAUCGAUGAACAAAUAGAAAAAUUUAAUCAAUUAACAACAUCAAGUUUUCGCUCAAAACCAGUUACAUUACUUGCUAAAAAAGUUCUACCAAAAAAAAUCGAACGACGUACAGAUGUACAAUCAACAUCAUCAUCCAUGGCUACAAAUAUUAAUAAUAAUAUUCGUCAGACUAUUUCCGAUAAUCAUGAUAUGAUCAAUGGACAAACACGAGUUAAUCAUCUAAAUACAUUGAACAAAGGACCGACAAUUAGUGACAAUCGAAAUGCAUCACCUAUACGUGUAACAAUUACAAGUAAGCUAAAUCCAAAUGCUGCACCAUUUUUUACUGAACAACGAAAUUUACCUACAACACACAAUCCAUCAAUUACAUUUUAUGAACGAACUCGUUUUAAACCACGUUUACAAUCGGUGGCAUCACCUGAUCAUUCUCAAUCAGUACCCUACGGAAUAAAUGGCAUGGACAACAAUCAUAUUAAUCAACAACAGUAUCAACAGAACUAUCCCCAUACAAAUCAACGAUAUGUUCCACCAAGACAAAUGACAAAUAAAAAAAAUUACAACCAAACAAAUCAAUCAAGAACAAAGGCAAGACCUAUACGAACACCACCACCUAUGGCGAAAUAUCGUAUUCAUUCAUCAGGAUCUUUAGACAAACGAAAUUUUUCUCAACAACAAUACAAUGGCAAAACAAAAAAUGAUGUUCCACUCGAACAACUCUCGCGUCAAACAUCAAAUAAAUCAUUAACAACACCCUCAACACAUGAAAGACUUUCCAUGUCACGUAAUAAUCCGACACGUCGAUCAACAGCUAGUAUUCGUUCAACAAUAAGUUUACCCUAUCAAUAUGGAAAUACAGGGGAUCGUAAUCAAAUGAAUACACCACUAUCAUUCAAAGAAUCCGCAGGUUCAUAUCGUAGUCAACGUACUUUUUCAUGUGCAAGCAGUUGUAGUAGUGCAAGUCUCGAUGUCGGUCAUCAUUCAAUUGUUCAAAUCGAUUCAUCAUCAAAUCCAUUGACGCUAUUCGAGGGACAAUAUGAUUUUGAAAAAGCUAAUGAAGAAUUUCGUCGAUAUCUUGAACUCGAAGAAUUAGUUAUUCGUCGUAAUUCACCUAACAGUUCAAAUGGAUCAGGUCCCGAUGAUCCGACAACAGAAAAACAGCCAAAAACACGACCAAAUUCAUACAAGAAAGAACUCUCAUUUUUUGAUCGUAUUUCAUGCACAGCAACAACUGGCACAGCAGUAGGUUAUACAGAAAUGGACGAGACUGAAAAGAAUCUUGAAACAUUUGGCGAUGAUGCUCUCUUAAUGUCUUCAAGUCUCAAUGAUAAUGAAUGGACAAUAUGA
Messenger RNA from Rotaria socialis, 1959 nucleotides. Lineage: Eukaryota; Metazoa; Rotifera; Eurotatoria; Philodinida; Philodinidae. The record is from the annotation of a GenBank genome assembly.